Cucurbita maxima (winter squash) is the source of this 1777-nucleotide messenger RNA. Its product is annotated as BTB/POZ and TAZ domain-containing protein 4. The record is from RefSeq and is a predicted model, not a curated record. The transcript has 7 exons. The coding region runs from base 183 to 1334 and encodes 383 amino acids. NCBI's taxonomy places the organism in Eukaryota, Viridiplantae, Streptophyta, Magnoliopsida, Cucurbitales, Cucurbitaceae. Gene Ontology annotation, molecular function: protein binding.
UCCAGAUCACCUAUAAAAGGCUGUCCCUCUCUAGGUUUUAAGUUCCCUCUGUUAAUCCAUCCGUCUCUCUGUCCACUUUCUGGAUUUUCUGCGUACGGCUACCGGCGGAGUCUUUAUAAUCGGUUUCUCGAAGCGUUUACGAAGGUCAAAUCGGAAGGUUUGGAGUUUUUGAAAGUAAAUUAAUGGAGAAUACAGAAAAUAUUUGCUUGGAUUUAAUCCCAGCCAAGGCAAAUACCAUCCCACUGCCACCUCCAUUGCCCAAAUCUGCAAUCAGUAGUCAUCUGCAGAAGGGUUGGGUCUCAAGUGAAUCCUUAGAAAGAGGAUACAGCUGCGUCUCCACUGCAACAAGAGACCUCUGGGACGGUCUCUUUGACGAAGCUUAUGGAGCAGAUGUUUCUAUUCAUACGGAUCAUGGUGGCAUUGUGUAUGCACAUGCCAAUAUCCUCGGCAUGGCUUCUCCUGUGAUAAAAGGCAUAUUAAAUCAAUCAAAAAAGUCUGGUAGGAAGCGGUCGAUUUCGAUCCGUGGAGUUCCACCUGAUGCUGUUAAAGUAUUCAUUAGAUACCUGUACUCUUGCAGAUACGAGAAAGAACAAAUGGAGGAAUUUGUAUUGCCCCUGCUGGUGCUGUCACAUGUAUAUGUGGUUCCUCAGUUGAAGAAAGAGUGUGAGAGGCAACUGGGUCGUGAGUUGCUGACACUUGAAAAUGUAGUAGAUGUGUUUCAACUUGCAUUACUGUGUGAUGCUCCCCGUCUCAGCCUUCUUUGCCACCGUAUGAUCCUAAAAAACUUCAAAGCUGUUUCUUCCACCGACUCGUGGCAAGCAAUGCAGCAAAGCCACCCAGUACUCGAAAAGGAACUUCUUGGAUCAGUGAUCGACGAAGACAAUAGGCAAAAGAAAAGAGUGAAGAGAAUGAACGAAAGGAAGGUCUAUUUGGAACUAUUUGAGGCAAUGGAGGCUCUUGUUCAUAUAUGUAGAGAUGGUUGUCGCACAAUCGGCCCACACGACAAAGACUUCAAGGCAAACCAGCCGCCAUGUAAGUAUGCAGCCUGCAAGGGGCUGGAAUUGCUUAUCCGCCACUUUGCAGGCUGCAAAUUAAGAGCCCCUGGUGGCUGUACCCAGUGCAAGAGAAUGUGGCAACUGUUGGAGUUGCACUCUCAUCUUUGUGCAGAUUCUGAUCUCUGUAGAGUCCCUUUGUGCAGGAAUUUCAAGGACAGGACUAGGAAACAGGGCAGGAAAAAUGAAAUAAAAUGGAAACUGUUAGUAAAAAAGAUUCUGAGGACAAAGGGAGUAGCAAGAGCACCAUUCUUUUUGACGAUAGAUACCAUAUAUGUAUGAGGGCCAAACAAAACUUAUCAAGAGAUGAAAUCAAAUUUUACUUCGUACUGUUUUAGAGACCAAAAGCCGUUCUAAAACGAGCCAGGUUGGUGCGAGAUGCUACGAACCCAACUGGAGCCCAACUUUGGAAAUGGGUUCCAUGUUAGUUGAAGCCACAAACAGGAAAGACAGAUGAAUGGGCCGUGUAAGUUGGUUUUGGAAGAAGAAGAAGAAGAAGAAAACAAAAUUUUUACAAAAGGAAUAAUAAUAAAAAAAAAAAGAACAAUGAGGGAAUUGGCAAUAAUUAUUAAACAGCAAAGCGAAAGGGGAAGAGGGCAUGAUGGAAAGUUGAAAAAGAAGGGAGUGAGAAGGAAGAGAACAGCGAAAGAGACGCAUGUUUUGUAAUUUUGUGUUUUGUUGUUUAUAAAUUAUAAUUAAAUGCCCAUCCAAUCCAAUUCUAUCCA